Molecule: messenger RNA, 6738 nt
Organism: Rattus norvegicus (Norway rat)
Lineage: Eukaryota; Metazoa; Chordata; Mammalia; Rodentia; Muridae
Source: RefSeq, a predicted model, not a curated record
UCUUGAUGGUGAUUUGAUGCUCGGUGUGUGUACCCUGAAUCUCAUGACACGACCUGAUGGAAUUACUCAUGGCCCCACAGACUACAUCUUCCUCCUGAUCUCGACCUAAACACCCACGUGACCAGUGCCACCAGCUGCCAGCACAAAGCCUUAGCUUUUCCACCUGUGAAACGGAUGGCAGUGGAGUCCUCGGUAUGGGCCUUCUGUGUGAAUAUCAUUAAAUCAGACAAAGAAGGAGAGGAAGGGAACGCUAUUUAUAAACGGGAAAGCUUCUGUGUUGGAUGUGUUAUAGUAAGUAUUGCGGUAUAUCAGGCCUCGACCCGAACAUCUUUUACAUGUAUGAUAAAAUCCAAUGCCUUCAACAGCCUUUCGGGAGGAUGUGAUUCCAGCCCACUUUGCAUGUAAGCAAAAACUGAGGCGGCCCGCCCAGGAAAAGUACCUCAACUGUGUCUGGCUUUUUAGUUACGCUGUCAGAGACGCUCAGUCUCUUCUGCCACGAGAUAACACCUGUCAAAGUCUCGCGCCACCAAGUUCAUUUAUGUGACCUCGCUCUAUAAGGAUGCACACCUUCUCCGCUGAAUUUUCAAACAACAAGAGAGGAGCGGCACCGGACAACUGCGCAAGCGCCUCUCCUGGCCCUGGACACCGCCUACAGGGUACUGGUGUCUGUGUGGAGAAACUCGCGGAGCCCCGCCUGAAUCUCAACACGCAGGCGCAAGGGCGCGUGCCCUGCGCUACCAGCUUUGAUUGGUUGCCUAGCCUGAGAGCACCGCCCAAUGGGAGGCGUGGAUAGUGAAGGGUCCCACACUCCUGAAGCGGAGGGUCUGUGUCAAGAGCGGCAGGGGCUGCUUGGAGGCACUGCCUGCCCCACAAUGGCAGAGAUGGUGGCAGAGGCUGAGAUGCCCACACAGUCACCGGGAGCAGUGGAAAUUUCAACUGCGGUGUCAGGGGAGCUGGCAGAGAUGACAACAGCAGUGACUGAGAUGACCUCUGGGGAGGCCCUCGCCUCCUCCCUCUUCUUCCAACAUCACCAGUUCAUGUGCUCUGAGUGUGGCAGCCUCUACAACACCCUGGAGGAAGUCCUCUCCCACCAGGAACAACACCUGCUCACCAUGUCAGAGGAGGAGACGCUGACCACCCAGGACACAGGCCUGGAGUCUGAGCUCGUGCCUAGCACUGGGGAGGGGCCCUUCCAGUGUGGUGAAUGCAGCCAGCUCAUCCUCUCUCCCAGCGAGCUCCUAGCCCACCAGGAUGCCCACCUGCAGGAGUCUGCAAGCCAGAUCCAGUACCAGUGUGGAGACUGCCAGGAGCUCUUCCCCUCACCCGAGCUGUGGGUAGCUCAUCGCAAGACUCAGCACCUUUCCAGUGCAGCAGACGAGCCACCACCUCCUUUGCCUCCCCCAAACCCCCCACCCCCGCCACCAGAAGUCAAGAUGGAGCCCUACGAGUGCCCUGAAUGUUCCACCCUCUGUGCUACCCCUGAGGAGUUCUUGGAGCAUCAGGGCACCCACUUCGACUCCCUGGAGAAAGAAGAACGAAAUGGGUUAGAAGAGGAGGGGGAAGAUGAGGAAGAGGAGGGGGAGGAGGAGGAGGAUGAUGAUGAAGAAACCGAUGAGGAGGAAACAUCCACAGAGCUCACUGCUGAUGACACAGAAGGUGACAGGUCCACAGCUGACCCGGCUCGGAGCUGUGGAGAUUGUCCUCAGCACUGUACCUCUUCAGGGGCACGUCGCAAACACCGAAGGGCAUCUCAUGGCCCAGCAUCAGCCACCCACCCCUUCCACUGCAGCCAGUGUCAGCGCAGCUUCAGCUCAGCUAACCGGCUGGUGGCUCAUGGCCGGGCCCAUGUGGGUGGGACCUAUGAGUGUACCACGUGCUCCAAGGUCUUCAAAAAGGCAGCCUCUCUGGAGCAGCACCAGCGGCUGCACCGUGGGGAAGCCCGCUAUCUAUGUGUGGACUGUGGCCGUGGCUUUGGCACUGAGCUCACACUGGUGGCCCAUCGGCGGGCCCAUACUGCCAACCCACUCCACCGCUGUCGCUGUGGCAAGACCUUCAGCAACAUGACCAAGUUCCUAUACCACCGACGAACUCACACUGGGAAAAGCGGAACCCCCACCAAGGUAGCAACUGUCUCCCCAGCUCCAGCUGAGCCCACACCCAUGCCCCCACCCCCACCUGCCCAACUGCCCUGUCCACAGUGCCCCAAGUCCUUUGCUUCAGCCUCCAGGCUCUCCAGGCACCGGCGCGCAGUGCACGGCCCCCCUGAACGCCGACACAGGUGUGGGGUCUGUGGCAAGGGCUUCAAGAAGCUUGUCCAUGUGCGCAACCACCUGCGGACCCACACAGGCGAGAGACCCUUCCAGUGUCACUCGUGCGGCAAGACCUUUGCUUCUUUAGCCAACCUCAGCCGCCAUCAGCUGACCCACACAGGAGUGCGUCCCUACCAGUGCCUGGACUGUGGCAAGCGUUUUACACAGAGCUCCAACCUGCAGCAGCACCGGCGGCUACACCUACGGCCUGUUGCCUUUGCUCGUGCCCCUCGCCUUCCCAUCACCGGUCUCUACAACAAGAGCCCCUACUACUGUGGGACCUGCGGCCGCUGGUUCCGCGCCAUGGCAGGCCUUCGGCUGCAUCAGAGGGUCCAUGCACGGGCCAGGAGUUUGACACUGCAGCCCCCAAGAUCACCCUCUCCAGUCCCACCCCCAGCCCCAGAACCUCAGCAGACUAUCAUGUGCACGGAGCUUGGGGAGACCAUCGCCAUCAUCGAGACAUCACAGCCGCUGGCACUCGAGGACACACUGCAGCUAUGCCAGGCGGCACUGGGGGCCAGUGAAGCGAGCGGACUGCUGCAGCUGGACACCGCCUUUGUGUGACAAGCGUAAGAGCAAUGAUCAAAGGGGUUGGUUAUAAUCUUGAGUCUAGGCACCUCAGGGGAGAAGAGGACCCCUCCUGGCCACCUAAUCUGGCACCCACAUGGCAGGGUCCACCCUGCUGGCCUCUUCUAACUGCUGAGUCCUCAGGGUUUCUCCUGUCACCUUUCCCUGCCCCCGGUGAAACUGAAGCUCUGAGAAGUGAUGUGAUCUGUCUCAGCCCUACAGCUGCGCUGCAGAACGGGGUCUGCCAAGGCUCUUUGCACGGCAUCACCCGGUGCUCAGCAACAUCAGGUAACCUUUCCUGAGCACCAACCACACGCCAGGCCUGUGCCAGACACUCCCAUGUACCUCUUCAGGUCUCUCGCUUGUCACUCCCCACCCCCAUCCCCAUCCUUCUGGACCUUGGGUUGCCUGGUAUAGGAAGGCACUUAGUUUCACGGGGCUUUUUUCAGUUUUGACAGUAUGGAAGGAAAUCUGUAGGUAACCCCAGGACUCAGCUCGGCCUGGGUGACGUUGAAGACCCAGGCAUGAGCCAGUCACGCUGCACACUCAGGCAUGCUCAGCCCAGUGGGCAAGGGACUGAAGUCCAGACACCUUCCCGCACACACAGCUGCCUGCGGCGCAUUCAGCCCAGAGCUCCCCUCACAUGCCCUGGUGCUGCAGGCUAAAGGAGAGUCAGGUCUGAGGAUCCCUGGGCCGAGGCGAGGAUGUGCAGGGACAGUGGACCUGAAGAGACUUUCUUGUGGGCCAGUUCCUGAAGUAAAAGUGGUAAUCUAUCAGCACAAGAGGAAGAUAACCCUUCAGGCAGGCCGUCCAGUUACAACUGCAGUACACACCCAACUGCCCAGCAGUAUCCGGCAGGACAUUUAAUGUCCCUUAGGCCUGAGGUGGACCUGUGUGCACAUCCUGGUUGUAUGAGGAAGGACAGCACAGAGAACUGCCCAGGGUCUCAGGCUGUGAGAUGGGAAUCAGUUCUUAGGCCAUCUCUGCUGUUCUGAGUAAGACCUGACCCCUCAGUGACCACAGAGAACACUCAGUCCAUCCCUUGACGCAGAGCAGCCAUGCUCACCCUGCUUUGUAACAUGUCUGAGCAAGGAGGAUGGAAUCAGUCCUGCAGGGCAGAAAGGGACCUCUGGGGCAGACGUAAGCAUCCAGCAAGGCCCAGAAAUCCUGGACUCCCCUCAAGGAUAUGUUCAAAAAUUACUUUUUCUGCAUCAGUAGAAUCUAUCAAGAGGACCCAAAGUUGCUCCGUCCCAGGUCCCCUCCCUUUCUGGAGCGUCCUGCCCACUCACUGCUUGGCACCAUGUAGAGACAGCAUUUCCUUCUGCCCAUGGUCCCCGCCAUCUGGCUCCAGUGUAUUUUAAAAGUCAAGGGGAACAGCCAGGCAGAGUGGCACAAGCCUGUAAUCGCAGUGUUUGGGAUCCUAAGGCAAGAUGAUCUUGAGUUCCAGACGAGCCUGAGCUAUACCGAAGACCAGCUCAAAACCAGAGAGGGAGAGAAGAAAGGCUAAACUCUCAACCUCCACCUUCCCAAGGUUGCCACUUCCCAAUACCCCCUAAGAAGUAAAGCAAGUGGGUCCCAUGCUUCAGACAGGGUACCUUAAGCCUUGGGAAUCUGCCUAUGCACAUAUAUACCUGUGCCACCAAGUCUACAGGCAAUUAGAUGUGCAGCCUGAGACUCGUCCCCCCAGGUCUUGCACUGAGCGCCCAGGUGUGCAUCAUUUCUGCCACUGACAGAUAGUUUGUGCCAGGAAAUGGGUGGGCUCCACAUCUGUGGUUGACAAGUCCCCCUAACUGAGGUGGAACUCAUUCCAAACCCUGAACCCCCACCUCUGUGGAAAUAGGCAGCCAGACAGGAAGAAGGGUUUCAUGCCAAUAAUUUAUUGAACGGAGGUCUGUACACAGGCAAACCUUACUGUGGAAACUAAGACACCAGGGGCUCUCCCUACUCCCCUCCUUGGGAUGGGGAGAGGGAGGAAGCCUUGGGAGCAGAGGACAAGAGGGGGGUACAGCUGAGGGGGAGGGCAGGUUGGAUGGUGUGAAUCGACGUUUUCUUUAAGAAAAAAAUUAUAACAAUCUAUUUACACCCAAGGGGCCAGGAAGAGGAUACGGGCUGGGCUGGUUCUAUUUACAAGGGACAUGGGAGGGGGGGGGGGAGGAGUGGUAGCCUGGGGGAGGGGAGGGGACCACGGGGGUAGAAGGUCCUCAUACCCCCAAACCCCGUCCGUCCUUCUCUUCCCUUCCCUCCCCCACAAACAGUUAAAAUCCUCUUUAAAAAGCCCACCACAAAGGUGAGGCUGGUGAGGGAGGCCUAGAUGCUGGGUAGUUCAUUUACCUCUGCCCUCAGUCUAGGGGCCCAGCCAGGGCAGGAGCUGGAUGGGCUAUGGCCCCCUUCCCAGCCCCACUUGAGCCUUCCCAGAUGGACGUGGAGGGGUAGUCGGUAGGGCCCUCAGGAAGAGUUAGUGAGGGUAGGUGUGGCAUCAGGUGCCUGCCAGUCUUGGCCAGUCUGAGUCUCAGUUAAAGCUGAAGGAGGAGAGGGAAGGAGGGACAGUUGGCCUUUGCAUCACACCCCAUGCCCACGAGAAUAACUUGCUUCAGAACACUAUGCAAGAGUGACAGCUGUCACUCUGGGCUCAGGGUUACAAACUGAUGCCAAAGGACCAGCUUGACACUGAAGUGGCUUAACAAGGAGCCAGGCUCCAUGGAGGGAAGGGGCACUGGAAACAGCUCCAGCUGCUGUCAGGAGAAGGGCAGACCCAUGGCUGCCAAGCCUGACCUUCUUUCCCCUAAGAAACAGGAAAUCUGGGUUUUUACCCAGAAUGGCCCAAUCUUUAAAUGUGGGCAACUUUUUGUUUAUUUGUUCAGACCAAAGAAAUGUUUGGACUUCCAGCUGGCAUUUAAACACAACUGUGGGCAAUAUCACCCUAUAAAGCUGGUUGCUGACAUACUGUAAAAUAUGCCUCUUAUGCUGUCAGAUGUCAACAGCUCAGAACCCACAGAAAAUGCUAGAAGCCAAGAACAACCCCCGCUCGACCCCUCUACACAUGUUCCCCAGCUUACCUUGUGAGGACGAGGUGAGGGUAGCAGGGCCUGAUGGGGACCUCAAGUGAGGAGGGAUGAGAAUGGCAUUGAGAGACGGUUGGAUGGAAAGUUCUAGAGACAAAAUUGACAUCCCCAGUUAAGGAGAGGCAAGGCUAUGGAAAGCCAGUUAAGGUUAGGAUGAGGAACCAAACAAGGACCCAGAUACUGGCAAGGCCAGGUGGAGGAAUCUUUAGCCACAGGACUCUUAGGUGGAAAAGUAGAAAAGGCCUGGUAUGCAGCCACAAUGUGGAGACACCUAGCUGAGCCCAGGACCACCUUGUACCCUCUUAGCUCCCCAGUCUUGUUCAACACCAAGCCUCUCCACAUCCCCAACACCUCCACUGGCCCCAGCUAUGCUCACCACCAGGACUGAAGUUGAAGAGGGGGGGAAGCGGGCGGUUGUUGGGGAGCUGGGUUCCGAGACUCCGCAGUUCAUCAAAGAAACUGUGGGCACAGGCCUCUAGUGGGGAGAGCCUUGAGGAUGGAGUGUACUCCAGCAGGCUAGAGCAGAGUGCGAUGGCCUCAGGUGGUGUCCGAGAUUUGAACACCUGUGGGUUAAUGCAGAGGGGCGAGGUGCUGUGACACCGUGUCAUGUGCUCCCCUGUGGCAGCCUGCUUCCCAGACACCCACCUCCCUGGUAAGGAGACCGACACAAUGAGAUGGGUGCUGGCUCAGGGUCCAUGACUUGUGAGUCCUAAUGCGUACGUGCCACCAUAUAAAUGGGAAUCUUGUAUUUACCUCUGAGUUCUCAAUUUUUAAAAUUCUAUAAACUUCACAAUCUCAAA